Molecule: messenger RNA, 2187 nt
Organism: Adineta steineri
Lineage: Eukaryota; Metazoa; Rotifera; Eurotatoria; Adinetida; Adinetidae
Source: the annotation of a GenBank genome assembly
AUGGAAGAUAAUGCUGAAUUCUUAAUUCGAUCGAUGUUGAAUUUGGAAAAAUGCAAAGGUAUGCAAGGAAAAAAGCCAACUCGUCGAAAAGUUCGAUCUCAAUUAAUUCAAAUGCAUGAGCGGUAUCAUUCAUUUGAAAAUAAUAGUCAACCGUCAGUUGUUCAUGAAAAGGUUACAAGUUUAAUAUACCCACCAUGCACACAACCCUUGUCAAGCCUGCAACGAAUAUCAUUAACCGAUUUAGUAUUGGAAACUGUUCAUCGUGAAAAAUAUCUGCUUCUAAGAACAAUUGUUCAUCCAAAAAAGAUUGUGGAAAUUAGAACUAUUGUUGAAGAUCCUAACGGUGAUGUUGACGUUUUAGAAUUAUACUAUCAAAAUCCUAAUCGAUCUCAUAAAGAUAUAAUUCCAAACGAUAGUAUUAUUGUACUAAAAGAACCAUACUAUAAAAUAUCUGAUCAAGGCGAAACUUCUUUAAGAUGUGAUCAUCCAACUGAUUUAAUCUUUCUGGAUGCAAAUAAUCCAAUCGUACAAGAUAUCAAAUGGAAAACUGGAACACCAAAAACUCACAAAAUUCUAAUAGCUGCUGAAUACAAGACACUUGGAAAUGAUUAUUUCAAACAAGGCAAAUUUUAUGAAGCUAUUAAAGCUUACUCAGAUGGUAUUUCAUCCUCUGGCAUUUCUGAUCCAGAAAUCUCUCUUCUUAGAUUAAAUCGUUCACAAGCUCAACUGAAAGUCAAUCAUUUCGAAGAUGCUUUAAAUAAUUGUCAAGAUAUUUUAAAAAAUGAUCCAAAUAACGUUAAAGCUUUGUACCGAUGUAUAAAAGCACUUUAUGGUUUAGAGAAUUAUGACGAAGCCUUGGUGCAAGUGAAGAACUUAUUAAAAAUAGAUCCUAAGAACGUCGAUGCUCAACGAGAAUUAAAUUCAAUUGAGACAAGAAUUACAGAAAAAAGAAAAGGUCUUUACAAUUUUGAUCAAAUGAUUGAACAAGCUAAAAAAUCGUCAACUCCUUGUCUUGAUAACGCAUCUUAUGUUGGACCAGUUCAAGUUGCUGAGAUUUCAACAGAAAGAGGUCGUGGUUUAAUUCUUACUGAAGAUGUUCGUAAAGGUCAAUUACUAUUAUGUUGCAAGGCAUUCGCAAUUACUUAUCCAACAGAAUAUAGUGAAGUUAAUCAUUUUAAUGCAGUAACACAAGUUGUUGAAACUGGAGAUCAUGAAGUAAAUACAGCAAAAGUUAUUGACAAAAUUCAGAGCAAUCCAUCUCUUGCACCUUCUCUAUUUCAACUUUAUGCUGGACAACAUAGAAUUGGUGAAACACUACCGAUAGCUACAGCAGAAGCAAUUGAUUCUUUUUGGCUGUCUGAUAUUUGCUCGAUGAAUACAUUCGGUGUAUCAGAAGAUGGGAUCAAUCCUCUUCCCAUGCUGCCAACAAAAUCAGAAUACUCGAAAAAUGGACAUGCUGCUGGUCUUUUUCUUCUCCCAUCUCUUAUCAAUCAUGCCUGUUAUGAAAACGUUAUAAGAAGUUACAUUGGAGAUAUGAUGAUUGUUCGUGCUGCGUAUGAUUUAACUCAGGGUACAGAACUUCUCCUUACAUAUGCUGAUGAUUUACUUCAAUAUGAAGAACGUACAAAACAUUUGAAAAAACAUAAAUUUAUUUGUAAAUGCAUGUUAUGUGAAUUAGAUCGAGCUGAACCAGUCGCUAUUCACAGAAAACGAAAGAUACUAAUUGACCAGUAUAAAAACGAAUAUCGAUCCUUAAUGCUUGAGCAAAUUUUUCAAAAUCCACAAAAAGCAAUUGGUGAUAUGUUAAAAAUGAUGACAAAUAUUGAAAAUACUUAUAACGAAUCACGAAGGGAAAAGUAUCGACUCGGAUUAAUUGAGCCUUUACUGGCUUUAGGCAAAAUGUAUGGUGACACCGAUGACACUCAAAAUGCAAUGGAAUGUUAUAAAAAACUUCUCAAGAUACAUGAAUUUGAUCUAUCAACAAAUGCUGAACUGUUAACUCGUUUUCUAUUUAAAGGUGUUCAAGAACUAAUUAUGCUCUAUUAUGGAACAUCACAAAGAGACAAAGGACAGCAAUUAUUAAAAAGAUUACGCCAAUCUUUAGUCGUUACGCCUACUGGUGACGAUCGAAUUUUUGUUGCAGAAAACCGACAAUUUUUUUCUCAAUUGUUUGGAGUCUAUUUGUAA